ACAGUAGUUACACUAGUAGCAUGAACUUGAAUAGACAUUGUUGCUUAAUGAUACCAAAUUUGUAGUGUUUGAAGUGAUAUUUAAGUCUAUAAUACUAUAUAUUUAAGGCACAAAUUUAUUUACGUUUGUAAUAAACAUAAAUCUUUAUAUAAAUUAUUAUUAUUAUAAUUUUUUAUUAAAAUGAAUGACAAAGAGCAAAAAGUAUCAAAAGAGAUAGAUCUUCUGCGCGCAUUGGAUGAACUUGAGAAGAAGAACACAUUUAUUUGGAUUAUUUUUUCGGUUGCUGCUAUGGCAUCACUGUUAAAUGGAAUUAAUUCAUUAUCUUAUGUUUUUUUAGCUGAGAUACCCGAAUUUCGAUGUUCAGUUUCGGAUCUUAUCAACACAAAUUGGACAUUUGAUCAAAUUAAGAUAAUCUCUGAAGCUGACGAAUGCCAUCAAUAUGAUCAUAAUUACACAUAUUUAACCAAUUUAAAAUACAAUGAAGCUAUAGAAUAUGUAAAUGGUUAUGAAUUUAUGCCAAGUAUUAUUUCCUGUAAAACGUUUAUGUUCAAUGAAACUGGAAGAUCAUCAAUUGUCAAUGAAUGGCAAUUGGUGUGUGAAAAAAAACUCUAUCGAGCCAAUACAUAUGUAGUGUACGUCCUAGGAAAAAUGUGUGGAUUAGGAAUAUUCGGAGUUUAUGCAGAUCUUUACGGAAGAAAAUACUCACUGAUUAUUAGUAUAUUUUUGCAAAUUAUUGCUGAACCCGCUAGUGCAUUAGUACCAGGGUUUUGGGAAUAUCUUAUUCUCAGAUUUAUAACUGGAGUUGGUUUGGGCGCCAUGUAUUCAUCGGCAUACACUUUAAUGUCAGAAGCAACAAACAAUCGUAAAAGAAAGCUCCUGGUCGCUGCAAUUGAGUGCAUUUAUGCACUGGGAAUUUUUUGUCUCGUACUUACGGCUUACUUGAUCCCACAUUGGAGGAAUUUACAAUUGGCAUUGUCAUGUUUCGUUCUUCCAGCAAUUAUUCUAGUUUGGUUUGUACCAGAGUCUCCUCGGUGGCUUAUUUCACAAGGUCGACAUGAUGAAGCCCAAAAAAUAAUCCAGAAGUAUUGUGGUUCAACAGUUACAACACCGACUUGUAUGACAAUUGAAAAUUUAUCAACCAAGCCACCACCAGAAACCCCAACAAAAUUAAAAGAAAAAACGUCUUUCUUUAAUCGCGACUUUGAAAGCUUAAAAAUUUUGUUUUCGGAUUCUAUAUUAAGAAAUAAUAUUUUAAUUGUGUAUUUCAUAGCGUACGCAACGGCAGCAGUUUCAUAUUCACUUGUCUUCAGUAUUGAUAACUUCAAAACAGAUCGCUACAUUUACAUGUCAAUCGUUGUUGUCAAUGAAUUACUGUCACAUAUGGCAGUUUCAGUGGUUCUGAUAUUUCUAAAUUGUCGGAAAGCAAAUAUCAUCAUCCUUAUAAAUGUAUUCAUUGUGAUGAUGGGGCUACUGGCGGUCCCUGAAGAAGACAAGAAUACAAUAAUAGGAUUAGCUUUAUUUGGUAAAUUUUUAACAGCAGCAACUUACACCAUUAAUUUAUUAUUAGUCGCGGAGUUAUUUCCCAGUACUGUUAAAAAUUCAGCGUUAGGUACUAGUCUAAUAAUGGUCCAGUUGGGUUCAACAUCGGCGCCAUUUAUCGUUGAUUUGCUUGGUAACGUUGCAUGGUGGGCACCAACAACUUUGUGCGGUAUUUUAGCUCUCAUUGCAGCAUUGUUUUGCAUUUUAUUACCUCAAAAAAAUUAAUUACUCAGGCUGUAUGUUCAGGAAUAUCAAAAUUAAUAAAUUGUUUUUGAGAAAUUGAUCAUUUUUAUUGAAUUUCAUUGGACAAUUAAUAAAAUAAAAUAAUCGGUUGUAAAAAAAAUAAUAG
This is a messenger RNA of Cotesia glomerata, 1888 nucleotides long. RefSeq names its product organic cation transporter protein-like. Gene Ontology annotation, biological process: transmembrane transport. The transcript has 6 exons. Gene Ontology annotation, cellular component: membrane. The record is from RefSeq and is a predicted model, not a curated record. Gene Ontology annotation, molecular function: transmembrane transporter activity. Lineage: Eukaryota; Metazoa; Arthropoda; Insecta; Hymenoptera; Braconidae. Bases 181 to 1764 code for a protein of 527 amino acids.